AUGCUGCGCAAGGUCAAGAGCAGCGAGGGCUCCCUGUCGGGCCUUGCCUUCGGCUCCAACUGGGUGCCCGCCUUCGGCAAACUGCGCAAGAGCGCCUCCAGCGGCACGAGCCUCAACAGGCGAGCGGAGCCGGACGAUGACAUCUGGGGCCAGGCGGAAGCGGAGCUCACCCUGGAGCCCAACCUUUGCCCCAAGGCCCUGCCGUUCGAGCAGCCGCCGACCUCGCCCCGCGUGCUGCUGCACUCCGGCGGCAGCGCCCGGCGCGGCAACGAAGUCAGGGCCGUGUACACACUCAUAGGCGCGGAGGGCGGCAGCACAGACAGGGUGCCCCCCAAGGCCGCGGGCACGUCCGGGGAGUCCCACCUCGCCGCGGCGCGGUCGCGCCAGCCCCUGGAUUCGAUCCUCGAGUCCCCCUCCCCGCGCCUGAGCGAGGCCUGCCGGUGCGACAUCAUGCGCUCGGCGCCGGAGCUCACGCCCAAGGCCCUGUGCGAGGCGCUGGCGAUCAACAUGCCGACCAGGGACGGCGACAGGCGGGCCCCCGCCGGCGGUGGAAUGCGCAAUCCCCGGAAUGUUGACCCACCGCCGCCGACGAACCGCACCAAGAUAAACCUCGAGAUGCGCGAGAUGCCGCGGUCGCUGCGGAAGGCGCUGAUGAUGUCGGAGCCCGUGUCGGACCACUUUUCGGACGCAACGGCGGAGGACUGGACGGUGAGCGAGGAGGGGGAGGGGGACUGGGGCCUGUGCGCCGUGGGUUCAGUCUCCGGCGCCUCGACCUCCGAGAGCUCGGAAGCUCCCCAGAAGGGGGAGCUCCAGACGGUGCUGGUGCACGCCGAUGUGGGUCAGCACGGCCGGGACGUGGGCCAGUACUCGGGGGAGCUGGGCGACGGGGACAGCUUGGCUGGAAUGUCAAUGUCCAGGGACGCGGACAGGCCCUUUCCCGAGGACGACCUGUCCUCCGAGUUCGCCUUCCCGCAGACCUUCGCCUUCCUGCAGAGCUUCGCGGCAGCGUACACCACUGGCAUGUCCCAGGCAGGAGGCCAGGCCAAUGGGGUUGUGGAUUCCUCCCCCUUUUAUGGCCUCGAUGGCGCUGGCCAGGCCAACCAAGCAAUGGAUUCAACACCGUUUUACGGCCACAAUGGAGCUGAGGCUGGCCAGGCCGGCCGAGCGAUGGACGCUGCGCCUUUUUAUGGGUCCAGUGAUGCUGGCCAGGCUAGCCGGGUGACGGAUCCAUCGCCUGUGUAUGGCUGGGCAGAAAACGGUGGAGGAAUCGGGGAGCUCAAAGCUGCCCAUGCGGCCAAGGAGGAGCACUUCGAUUCCCAGGGGAUCCAUGGACCAGCUGAAGAAGGGGUCCGCGAAGAUGGGUUCCCUGUGGUGGCCCGGAGCAACGGCGGGGAUGGCCGCUAUGGGUCCGAGGGCGAGGAGGGCGAAUACGAUGAGGACGGGGAGUUGUUGUUCGAGCUGGUGGGGGUCCAGGACGAUGACGAGCUUGACGUGCAGGACGUGUUCUUGCCUGAGGCGGAUGACGUGACGUACGCCGAGGAGGGCCAGGGCCACCUGGACGCAUGCCAGAGACCCCAGGUGUUCCCACCUGAGGAAGAAGACUAUGAGCUGUCCUCCGAAGAGGAACGACUGGACAACUGUCCGACGAUGAUGCGGGGUCCAAGAGAAGGGAGGGUGCAGACUGGAGGCGACGAUGAAUUUAACUACCAUUCAAAACCACUUAAGGGGGAGGUGUAUGAGAGCGACAGGUGUCGUGGCAGCUUUGACAGUGAUGAUGGCCCUGUGGUGGACACUGCAUUUGAUUCAGCGCGCCCGGCAUGGCGCAAAAUGGGGAGGAAGCGGGUUGGUCACUCCAGGGAUAAUAAUGGAAACGGAUGCAUGUAUGACACAGCGCACACGAUUGCGGAGAGCGACAGCAGCAAUGGGCCGCAGCAAGCAGCAUGGAUGUGGGAGAGCAGAAGCAACGAGUUUGUUGAAACGCUGCCAUCAAGAUGUACGCCAAGUCCCACCACCGUGUAUGAAAGGCAUGUGCCGAUGACAUCGUCAGCUGACAUCUGGCUGGAGGCGGCAUCGCAGUACUAUUCCACCGAAAGGUACAAUGGCACGGGCAAGGUCAAGUGCUUCGACCCGUCUGCCAUGAUCGGGGCCAUCAUCAGGAGGCUGACUGGAAGGUGCAGCAGCCGGAGGGAAGCAAACUCGCCUGAACCCAGCAGCAUGCCUCGGCUGGAUCUCACCACAACCGGAGGCUCCAGCAGCGAAGGCGACGCGACCCGCAGGUCCACGCACAGGUACGCGAAGCGUCAGUCGACGAUGCUGCAGGUCGUAGAGGAGCGCCUGGAGGACUCCGACCUCCGCGAUCGGCCAUCCCGGAGGACCUUCAGCGACGCGCACGACCGGUCCUACCGCCGGCCCGCGGUGCGCCAGGCCGCGCAGCCGGCCACAGCCAGGUCUGUGAAUAAAUCCGGAGCCUUUCACGGCGACGCGAGGUUUGCCAACAGGCACGCCUACAAGGACAGGAGCCACGGGUGCGGCUUCAGCUCCCCAGGCGGGUCGGGGUCGGAGAUUCAGAGCUGCCCGGACAUUGGCGACAAUUGCGACGUGCCCAGGCACGAGUCGAUCUGGCGCAGCGGGGGGAUUCGUGCGUAUCAGCAGCCGCGGGCGCCGGCGGAACGAGACGCAGGACGAUGGUUUUGA
Messenger RNA from Ostreobium quekettii, 2694 nucleotides. NCBI's taxonomy places the organism in Eukaryota, Viridiplantae, Chlorophyta, Ulvophyceae, Bryopsidales, Ostreobiaceae. The record is from the annotation of a GenBank genome assembly.